UUGAAGAAAAAUUUUCGUUUCAAAUGUAACAUUUCAGAUGGAAAGAGAAUUAAUUUAAGAUUAUUAAUUUUCAAUUGAAAUUCAGUAAUUUCGAUUAAGAUUUGUUUAUAUUUGUGAAUCGAUUAAAUCUCUUUGGAAAAUGUCGGCCAUACGAAGUAGUUUUCGAUCCAACCAUCAUGCUGCUGAAUUCUGUGCUACAUGUGGAGCCAUUUUACCUUUGCCAAGUGGAGGAAGUUCUUUCAAUUUACUUAAAUGUAUCGCUUGUGGUCACGCAAUUAGCAUCAGUGUUUUCGAUGGAACCACUUCAAUGACUAAAAUUGUCUUCAAUAAAAGUGAUAAUAUGUUGGUAGAGAAAAAGGGAAUGAACAAAGGGCCAGUUGUCGAAAGGAAAUGCAGGAAGUGUCCAUCAGAGAAAAUGUUCUACUUUACUCUACAAACGAGAUCCGCUGAUGAAGGACAAACAGUUUUCUACACUUGUUGUGAAUGUGGUUCUCAGGAAAACGAAAAUUCUUAAUUGUUGUAUAUUAACCUUUCUUUUGUUUAUAAUCGAUUAAAAGGAGUUCAAUUCAA
Molecule: messenger RNA, 570 nt
Organism: Panonychus citri (citrus red mite)
Lineage: Eukaryota; Metazoa; Arthropoda; Arachnida; Trombidiformes; Tetranychidae
Product: DNA-directed RNA polymerase I subunit RPA12-like
Exons: 1
Coding region: 140-514 (124 amino acids)
Biological process (GO): DNA-templated transcription; termination of RNA polymerase I transcription
Cellular component (GO): RNA polymerase I complex
Molecular function (GO): DNA-directed RNA polymerase activity; zinc ion binding; nucleic acid binding
Source: RefSeq, a predicted model, not a curated record